AUGUCCACUGACUACAAGAUCAACGCCCUCGACGCCUCCGGCGCUUCCCUUGCGACCGAGGCCACUCAAGCCGACAUCAUUCGCAAUAAGAUGUCGAUGGAAAACCUCGUCGAAGGCCCGACUGAUGCUCCCGAAACCACCUCCGACCUUAUGCUUGCACUGCCUUCUACUCCCAAGUCGACAAAGCAAGAGAAUCCGUCGCCCAUCGUCGGUACUCCUGAUACCGUUAUGACCGCACCCAAGGACGAGCCUGAUGUCUCUGGCAACGAGGCCCUCGAUGAUGGCGAGGACGUAUCGGACUCCGAGCGCGAGUUCAUCUGCAUGAACGACGAGCAUACUCGCUGUAUGACUGGCCAGUACACCAAGGACCUCUCGCGCAAAGUCAUUUCGGACCACUUCGGCCGCAACAAGGCAUGCACUCGCGACGUCAACGACUGGCCUCUCUUCUGCCGCAAGCACUACCAGCGCGCGACCUACAACAAGAAGAAGUGGCAGAUCCGCAAGGUCCAACUCAUCCUUCGCCAGUUUGACGUGAUCGAAAAGGAGUUCCCUGGUACCACCUACGACAUCGCGUUCAAGAAGUCUGAGGAAGCUCGUCUCAACACGUACUCCCGUCAAGUUGCUGCAGGUCUUCAGCAACCUGACGCUGCGAAGAAGGUCAAGCCCAAGGAAGGUAAGCACUUCGAGGCGCCCAUCGACGUCCUCCGUGAGCUGGACCAGUGGGUCGGCUUCGACAAGACUCACGACGAGGUCCAGAAGAUCGUCGACGUCAUCCUCCAGAUGCUUGAGGACAAGGAGACUGAGCAAGUUCCCUCGAUCGAGUUCCUCCCCAAGCUCCCUGGCAAGGUUGUGUCACCCAAGAAGACCCCGGCCAUGACUCGCACACCCAAGUCGCCCGAGUCUCCAAAGUCUCCCAAGACCCCUUCCCGCCUCUCCAACAAGGGUUCAGUCAGGAAGACUUUGACAAAGGCUUAG
Messenger RNA from Alternaria atra, 975 nucleotides. RefSeq lists its product as uncharacterized. Lineage: Eukaryota; Fungi; Ascomycota; Dothideomycetes; Pleosporales; Pleosporaceae. The record is from RefSeq and is a predicted model, not a curated record. The transcript is spliced from 2 exons. The coding region runs from base 1 to 975 and encodes 324 amino acids.